UGUAUACUGUACUAUCUGCCUAUUCAGACCUAGCGUGGUGAUUCGAGUACCCCUCCCCCGCACCCGAAGAGCUGCGUUUUGAAGAAAGCUGUUGUACGGAUAGUUCUCAAUUCGUUGUGAAAAGGAGUGAUCCACAUCAAGAAGCUCACAGCUUCUUCAAUAACGUCCCAUCACACCCCUUAUCAUGGCCGAAGACAGACAGCCCCCUGACCUUGUCGAGGGCGCCACCUCGGGCGACGUCGAAGACGAGGUGCACCCCACGGCCAAGUCGGCCGAGGACCGCAAGGCCGCCGCCGCCCUCUCCAAGCUCGACACGCACGCCGACGACGAGGCCGCGCCGGGCCGAGAGGUCGACCAAGAGGCCGUCAAGAACGCAAUGAAUGCCCUGGGUGGCGGCGGUGCCGACAAGAAGGAGACGAAGAAAGUCAAGGUGGACGCGGCCGACGUCAACUUACUUGUCGAGGAGCUCGAGCUCUCCAAACCCAGAGCCACCGAAUUGCUCAAGGCCCACGAUGGGAAUGCGCUGGAAGCCAUGAGGGCUUAUCUCCAGCCCGAUUUCUGAGCGAACCACGAAUCUGCUCUCAGCCCCGGCUUGAGAUGAUGAUUACCGAUCCGGCUUCGGGAGCUGAGCAGCAGUUGGUUACACGAGCACAAGGACAUUCUCAUCGCCAGGACGGUAUCCCGCUGCACGCUGGUGCGGCUGCCCGACAGGCAGCUGACCGACAGUUACAGAGAAGGUACAAUAUAUACCCAGUUCUCCAGGAGAGCAGGACUGUACAAAGGUCGCGCCAUAAAGCGUGGUUAACACGGGAUGUUGCUGAGGUCACCAGUCUAAGUGACAGCACAGCAUUUGCCUAAUAUUGAAGGGGUUGUAUGUCUCUGCGCCUGCUCGGCGGCGAGCAGGCUAUAUAGGGGCAUUCAAAUGCCCAAGGAUGCGUGCAGGAGAUCAGCAAGGAGAUGGCCUCAAUC
This is a messenger RNA of Canariomyces notabilis, 969 nucleotides long. RefSeq lists its product as uncharacterized. Gene Ontology annotation, biological process: protein stabilization; negative regulation of apoptotic process. The coding region runs from base 185 to 562 and encodes 125 amino acids. Lineage: Eukaryota; Fungi; Ascomycota; Sordariomycetes; Sordariales; Chaetomiaceae. The transcript is spliced from 2 exons. The record is from RefSeq and is a predicted model, not a curated record.